UUUUCUUCGCAGCGUGCCGCGUGUAAGUUUUUCAUAGAAAAAAUUUUAUCAAAAUGUCGGAUUCUGAAGAGGUUGAUUUCGGCGGCGACUCGGGUGCAUCUUCAACUUACCCGAUGCAAUGUUCAGCGCUGCGCAAAAACGGAUAUGUGAUGCUUAAGGGACGCCCUUGCAAGAUAGUGGAUAUGUCUACCUCCAAGACAGGCAAGCAUGGCCACGCCAAAGUCCAUCUUGUUGGCAUCGACAUAUUUACACAGAAAAAGUACGAGGAUAUUUGUCCCUCCACCCACAAUAUGGAUGUGCCGCAUGUAAAACGAGAGGACUUCCAGCUCACCGAUAUUAGUGAUGAUGGCUACCUAUGUCUGAUGAACGACAACGGCGACUUACGCGAAGAUCUCAAGAUUCCCGACAGUGCAUUGGGUACAUCUUUGCGCGCCGAUCACGUUGCCGGAAAGGAGCUUUUGUGCACCGUGAUGAAAGCUUGUGGAGAGGAGUGCGUUAUUGCCGUCAAAACCAAUACUGCUUUGGAUAAAUAAGCUUAUCAGGGUAGUUUCAACCUCUGACCUGAUACUGGAAAAGUGUAAUGAUAUAAUGAAGUAAUAUCAAUUAAAAGAUUCAAAAAUACAAA
This is a messenger RNA of Drosophila montana, 625 nucleotides long. Its product is annotated as eukaryotic translation initiation factor 5A-like. Gene Ontology annotation, biological process: positive regulation of translational elongation; translational elongation; positive regulation of translational termination. NCBI's taxonomy places the organism in Eukaryota, Metazoa, Arthropoda, Insecta, Diptera, Drosophilidae. The record is from RefSeq and is a predicted model, not a curated record. The transcript has a single exon. The coding region runs from base 54 to 533 and encodes 159 amino acids. Gene Ontology annotation, molecular function: translation elongation factor activity; RNA binding; ribosome binding.